UCGAUUUUCAGUUUCGUUUCUGUGUGUGCACCAAAUAUUAAUCUACCACAUUUUCGCAUAUCAUUCACUCGUUCAGUGUUCAUCGACAAGCAUUGUGUCUAAAUUUAAUUAUCCAAAAAAUAUUAUUUCGAGAGAAAAUGAAUAACCAACAAGUAAAUACGAUUCGUUUCACGCGUAAUACCGCGAUCCUUAAUCGGGGGGGUGAAAUCAUAGUUUAUCGUCGUGAUCGUGGAUCAGAUGGUGGACAAAAUUUGAACGACUCAAAUACAAUUUUCCCUGAAAAUGAUGUUGUUCAGCCCGAUGAAAAUGACGAUUCGGUGAUUUAUGUGAACACUGUAGUUCUCGAACGAAGCGAAGAUGAUUCCGUGGAAUACAUCGAUACCACUUUCAUCAAAAAGGAAGAUAAUGGUGUUAUCGGUGGUGCAUGCAAUAAAGAAAGUACUUCGGAUGCCGUUGUUCGUAACGUUUCAAAUUGUGAUGGAACGAAGGUCGCUGAACUUGUGACCGCCGACAAUCGAAGUGUUAAUACAAAUGAUGGUGCUAUUGGCGGGAAAAAAGGUGACGAAGAUUCGUUUGCUGUUGUUAUUCCGAUUGAAACUGGACUCGAUGUUGGAAUGUCACAUUUGGUAUCUUUGGUUGCAGGAAUGACAGUCAAUUCUCCAAAAAUGGUGAAAUAUGAUCCGUCAGUCGGGAUUGAAGAAAAAACUGUCGAUGUAGUGGUAAAUGCAGUUGAUAAAGAAGCGAACACGAAUGAAAUCAAAGAAGAAGUCGCUGCCAAUCAAUCAGUUGACCAUGACCUUGGUUACAAAACCGAAAACUAA
Contarinia nasturtii (swede midge) is the source of this 821-nucleotide messenger RNA. RefSeq lists its product as uncharacterized. The record is from RefSeq and is a predicted model, not a curated record. NCBI's taxonomy places the organism in Eukaryota, Metazoa, Arthropoda, Insecta, Diptera, Cecidomyiidae. The coding region runs from base 138 to 821 and encodes 227 amino acids. The transcript is spliced from 4 exons.